AACUAUCACCAGUUAUGGAGAAGCCCUGCGAAGCCAACGGCCACAUUGACAAGUACCCUGAUUUCACAGUAUACCCAAUGGAGGAAACUGGCAAAGCUGCAAAGAAAAGUGCAGGGAGAAAAUGUGCUCAGUUCCUGAAGAAGAAUGCCAUUGUCAUCCUCACAGUAUCUGGAGUGCUGGUAGGGGUUGGACUGGGCACAGCAGUGAGGACCAUGAACUUGACCAAGGCUCAGAUGACCUACUUUGCCUUCCCUGGAGAGAUGCUGCUGAGGAUGCUGAAGAUGAUUAUUCUGCCACUGGUUGUGUGCAGCUUGAUCUCUGGGGCUGCCAGUCUGGAUACCAGGUCACUGGGCAAGUUGGGUGGCAUCGCUGUGGCUUACUUCUUGGUGACCACUCUCAUGGCUUCAGGGUUAGCUAUAGCCUUGGGCUUCAUAAUUAAACCAGGGGCUGGGGCAAGUGCUCUGAACUCUAAUGCCCUGGGCAUUGAAACCACUAUCAGCACCAAUAAGGAGACAGUGGACUCAUUCCUGGACCUUGCCAGAAACCUGAUGCCUGCAAACCUUGUUGCUGCAGCCUUUAGAUCGUACGCCACAGACUACAUAACCUACACAAGAAACACAACAAAUGGAAACAUUACCAUUGAACGGGUGCCCGUAGGUACAGAGGUUGAAGGGAUGAAUAUUUUGGGACUGGUUCUCUUUGCUCUUGUCCUGGGAGUGGCCUUGAAAAAAUUGGGACCAGAAGGGGAGGAGCUCAUCAGAUUUUUCAAUGCUUUUAAUGAAGCUACCAUGGUUCUUGUGUCUUGGAUUAUGUGGUAUGUCCCUAUUGGAAUUAUGUUCCUAGUUGGCAGCAAGAUUGUUGAGAUGGGAAAUGUUGUGCUUCUGGUGACCAGCCUUGGGAAGUACAUCAUAGCGUCUAUUCUGGGUCACAUUAUUCAUGGAGGAAUAGUACUUCCACUCAUCUAUUUCGCUUUUACACGCAAAAACCCCUUCACAUUCUUACUUGGGCUGAUAACUCCCUUUGCAACUGCUUUUGCAACAUCUUCAAGUUCUGCAACUCUCCCAACCAUGAUCAAAUACAUCGAAGAAAACAAUGGAGUGGACAAAAGAAUUAGCCGGUUCAUCCUACCUAUUGGAGCAACAGUGAACAUGGAUGGUGCAGCAAUCUUUCAAUGUAUGGCAGCUGUAUUCAUUGCCCAGAUGAACAACACUGACCUAAACGCUGGACAGAUCUUCACUAUUCUUGUGACAGCAACAGCCUCAAGUGUGGGAGCAGCUGGAAUUCCUGCAGGAGGUGUCCUUACUAUCGCUAUUAUUCUAGAGGCGAUUGGUCUUCCCACAAAUGACUUGUCUCUCAUCCUGGCGGUAGAUUGGAUAGUUGACCGGACAACUACAGUAGUAAAUGUUGAAGGAGAUGCACUUGGAGCAGGAAUUCUUCAUCAUCUCAACCAGAAGGAAAUGGCAAAGAAUCAACAGGAGCUGAAUGAUGUUUACGUUGAGGCUGUGCCAAACUGCAAGUCAGAAGAAGAAACGUCACCUCUUGUAAUGCACAGAGACCAAACCUCAAACCCCACAAACAUGGCUCUACCAGAAUCAAAAGAAUCUGUACUGUGAUGUGCCACGUCAUGCUGCUGUUUUGAUUAGACUGAGGGUCGGUUCUUUAGACCAGAUAUUGCUCACUGCCAGUAUGGGCUGCUAGAGCCUAGAAUAGUGACUCCUUCCUAUAUCCACAGGAGUUAUUCUUUAAAUUCCAAACCACUAAUAAGCAAA
Messenger RNA from Nanorana parkeri, 1769 nucleotides. RefSeq names its product solute carrier family 1 member 4 (gene SLC1A4). The record is from RefSeq and is a predicted model, not a curated record. Gene Ontology annotation, molecular function: L-alanine transmembrane transporter activity; L-aspartate transmembrane transporter activity; L-threonine transmembrane transporter activity. Gene Ontology annotation, cellular component: plasma membrane. Lineage: Eukaryota; Metazoa; Chordata; Amphibia; Anura; Dicroglossidae. The transcript has 8 exons. Gene Ontology annotation, biological process: L-glutamate transmembrane transport; L-serine transport. The coding region runs from base 15 to 1613 and encodes 532 amino acids.